AUGGCGCUGGCACCCUGCACGGGCUGCGCAUCCCUCGACCGGCCCGAUGUCACCGAGGACCGCAUGGGCGACGUCGCCGAGGUCGCGACGAACCUGAUCCUGGACAGCGAUGACCCGAACUACCACCGCGAUCUGCUGCGCGAUCUGCUGCGGGCCAUGCGGUGCGUCGACGAGGCGCACGCGCAGACCCUACUAGGCAUGAUCCGGGCCGAGGCGUCGCUGCACGAGCUGCGGUGGUUCGUGGACCGCACGCUCAAGGACAUGCAGGCGGCCGGCUGCGACGAUGAUGGCGACACACGGGAGCAGCUGGAGGAGAUGCAGGAGCGGGUUGGCAUUGGGAGCGGCGAGCCUGCGUUCCGGCCCAAGGUCAUGGAUCUGCAGUAUCUGUGCGAUGUCGCGCCGUAUAAGGUGCCGCCGAAGCCGUGGACGACGGUCACGGACGACGAUGCGCUGGUUUCGCAUCUGAUCUCGCUGUACUUCACCUGGGAUUAUCCAUUCUACGCGUUUGUCGACUGCAAUGCCUUUGUGCAUCACAUGUCGCUGGGGAAUGUCAAUUCGGAUCUGUGUAGUCCGUUUUUGGUCAAUGCCAUGCUCGCCAAUGCUUGUCACUAUUCCCAGUAUUCCGAGGCGUAUGCAAUCCCCGGUGAUAUCAAAACAAAAGGAAGCGACUUCCUGGCCGAAGCGGAACGACUGAUGCCCAGUUACCAACUCGAGCGGGGGAGGAGUGUUCGACUCGCAUCUCUCCAGGCAACUCUUCUUCUUUACGAACGAUACUCCAUGUCUGGCGACGAUGGCCUGGGCUACACCAUGCUCCAUCGAGCGAUUGAGAUGGGCGAAUCACUGGGUAUUAUCAACAGCGAGGAUCUGGAUCUGAACAAACUCCAGAUGUCGGACGAGAUGCGCUCAUCCAUCAAACGCACCGCCUGGGGUCUCUUCCAAGUCGACAGCGUCGUCCACACCAACUUCCGCAAACCCAGCCGGGUCAGUCGAGUCAGCGUCGAGCGCAUCGCCCGCAACGAGACCCGCCCCACCGACGAAUGGGCCCCCUAUCCGACGGGCAAGCCCGGAAUGCCAUCCUUCCUCAGUCAAUACUUUGACGAGGCAUGUCGGCUGUCCUUCAUUGCCCGGGAUCUCUCCCGCCACCUCUACCAGGAUCCUCGGCCCCAUGUCGACCAGUACCAGGGCAAGAAGGAGUUGGAAGGGAAAUUGCGCGAAUGGGAGGGCCAGUUGCCCGAGUCUUUCGACCCGGCCAACCGGCCCCCGGCACACAUCCUCCUACUAUGGUUCGUCCCCACGGCCCUGGCACGCCCUCCACCGCUCACCCACUCACAGUCAUGCAGGAUGCGCUACCACAGCACCAUGAUCAGCCUCGCCCGCGACGGUUUCGGCGUGCACCACUUCUUCUCGCCCGACGGGCACACACGCCCCUCGCUCCCCACCAGCGAACGCCUCCAGGCGCGCGCCACAGAACAAAGCCUCGCCUCCGCCCGCCAAAUCUCUGCCCUCGUGCAGCUCCACCGCGACCAGUACGGCAUCGGCCGCAGCCACCCGUUCAUCACGUAUGCAAUCAUGAUCGCCCUCUUCACGAUGCUCGACCACCCGGCCUUCGACAUCCUCGACCGCGACUUCCUGUCCCUCACCAGCGCCUUCUCCGUCAUCGCGUGCCGCUCGCAGGUUGGUCGGAACCUGUUCCAUAUCUUCCGCGAGUCGGUGCCCGCGCGCGGCCAGGAAGCGCGCGUGUUAGCGUCGCCGGACGUGUCGGAGGAGAUCAAGGAGUUGUUUGGGUGGCCACGGGCGCCGACGGGGACGAAAAACGGGACGGCCAAUGCCAAUGCCAAUGCCAAGGGGAAGUGGGAUGGGUAUGUAGAUGGGCUGGACAAGCUGGGGGCCACGGACGGAGGGCACGGAUAUGCGGCGUCCGGGGUCAGGGACAUGCUGCACAAGUACGAGAACCUGAGUCUGGGACAGGCAUAG
This is a messenger RNA of Aspergillus clavatus NRRL 1, 1974 nucleotides long. RefSeq names its product transcription factor domain-containing protein. The transcript is spliced from 4 exons. Gene Ontology annotation, biological process: DNA-templated transcription. The record is from RefSeq and is a predicted model, not a curated record. NCBI's taxonomy places the organism in Eukaryota, Fungi, Ascomycota, Eurotiomycetes, Eurotiales, Aspergillaceae. Gene Ontology annotation, molecular function: zinc ion binding; DNA binding. The coding region runs from base 1 to 1974 and encodes 657 amino acids.